This is a messenger RNA of Neogale vison (American mink), 4401 nucleotides long. RefSeq names its product zinc finger protein 280D (gene ZNF280D). Lineage: Eukaryota; Metazoa; Chordata; Mammalia; Carnivora; Mustelidae. Gene Ontology annotation, biological process: regulation of DNA-templated transcription. The coding region runs from base 179 to 3076 and encodes 965 amino acids. The record is from RefSeq and is a predicted model, not a curated record. The transcript is spliced from 21 exons. Gene Ontology annotation, molecular function: DNA-binding transcription factor activity, RNA polymerase II-specific; RNA polymerase II cis-regulatory region sequence-specific DNA binding.
UGCUGCUCCGCAAUGGGAGCCGCCGCCGUCGCCGCUGUGUAGUUUUUCGUGCUCCUCCUUUUCCUCCUCCUCUUUCUCCUCCUCCUCAGGGCCCCAGUCAGGCCGAUCCGCUCCGCUCACGGAAGGAAAACUGAGAUAUAAAUUGCUCUCUUGUCUGGAGUCACAUGGUAAUUCAAAAAUGGCAGAACUCUUUAUGGAAUGUGAAGAAGAAGAGUUAGAACCAUGGCAGAAGAAAGUAAAAGAGGUUGAAGAUGAUGAUGAUGAUGAGCCAAUCUUUGUUGGAGAGAUAUCAAGUUCAAAACCAGCAAUUUCAAAUAUUUUGAAUAGAGUAAACCCCAGCUCAUAUUCAAGGGGAGUAAAGAAUGGUGCACUCAGUCGAGGUAUUACUGCUGCAUUCAAGCCUACAAGUCAACACUACACCAGCCCAACAUCAAAUCCAGUGGCUGCGUCGCCAGUAAAUUUUCAUCCUGAAUCUAGAUCUUCCGAUAGUUCUGUUAUUGUUCAGCCUUUGUCUAAACCUGGUUAUGUAAUGAACUCAGCACGAGUUGUGUCUAAUAAUUCUUCAGAGUUACUGUUUGACUUGACCCAGGAUACAGGAUCAUCACAUUACCAAGGGGGACCAACACUUUCUAUACCAGGUAUGAAUGAAAGUUCGUUUUUAUCAAAACGUCCUUCUACUUCUGAAGUAAACAGCGUUAAUCCAAAAAAGCCAAAGCCCAGUGAUGGUAUUUCUGGAUUAAAUUCUUCAGCUGUAUUUCCUUCAGUUAAAUCUCUUUCAGUGACAUCUUCCCAGGCUGCAUCAUCAAAAGGUACAAAUACCUCUUCAAAUCAAUCUAAAAAUGGAACACCUUUUCCGAGAGCUUGUCCAAAGUGCAAUAUUCAUUUUAAUCUUUUGGAUCCUUUGAAAAAUCACAUGAAGUACUGUUGUCCAGACAUGAUAAAUAACUUUUUAGGACUGGCUAAAACAGAAUUUUCAAGUACAGCAAAUAAAAACAAGACUGUUGAUUCAGAGAAAGGAAAAUUGAUCAUGUUAGUUAAUGACUUUUAUUAUGGAAAACAUGAAGGAGAUGCCCAGGAAGAACAGAAGACUCACACAACUUUUAAAUGCUUCAGUUGCUUGAAAAUUCUUAAAAAUAAUAUUAGGUUUAUGAACCACAUGAAACACCAUUUGGAACUUGAGAAGCAGAGCAGUGAGAGCUGGGAAAACCACACCACCUGCCAGCACUGCUAUCGUCAGUUUCCCACACCAUUUCAACUGCAGUGUCACAUUGAAAGCACACAUACACCCCAUGAAUUUUCUACCAUUUGCAAAAUCUGUGAAUUAUCAUUUGAAACGGAGCAUAUUCUUUUACAACAUAUGAAGGACAAUCAUAAGCCUGGGGAAAUGCCAUAUAUUUGCCAGGUUUGCAAUUACAGAUCAUCAUCAUUUUCUGAUGUAGAAACUCAUUUUAGAACAUCCCAUGAAAACACUAAGAACUUGCUAUGUCCAUUUUGCCUCAAAGUUAUUAAAAUUGCAACACCCUACAUGCAUCAUUAUAUGAAGCAUCAGAAAAAAGGAAUACAUCGUUGUACAAAAUGCAGACUGCAGUUUUUGACAUGCAAAGAGAAAAUGGAUCAUAAGACUCAACAUCAUAGAACAUUUAUAAAACCUAAACAACUGGAAGGGUUGCCUCCUGGAACAAAAGUUACUAUUCGAGCUUCAGUUGGACCGCUUCAGUCAGGAUCUUCAACUACACCUUCAAUUAGUGCAAGCACUUCUACCCUUCAGCUCUCACCUCCAAGGACUAAAAAUAUAACUGCUAAAAAUCCCACAAAAUCUAACACAAGCAAACCUAAUCCAACUAAAUCCAAUACAAGUAAACCUAAUGCAAGUAAGCCUAAUGGAAGUAAAUCUAAAUAUAAAUCAAAAAUCUCUAAUAUGCAAAAGAAACAAAGCACAUUGGCUAGUAGCAAUAAAAAAAGUAAAGUCAAUACAGCAUUGAGGAACUUAAGGUAUCGUCGGGGAGUUCACAAGUGCAUUGAGUGUUGUUCCGAAAUAAAAGAUUUUGCAAAUCAUUUUCCUACGUAUGUCCAUUGUAGUUUUUGCAGAUACAACACUAGCUGUAGCAAAGCCUAUGUAAAUCAUAUGAUGAGCUUUCAUAGUAACCGUCCAAGUAAAAGGUUUUGUAUUUUUAAGAAGCAUUCAGAAGAUCUCAGGGGCAUUACUCUAGUGUGCCUUAAUUGUGAUUUCAUUGCUGAUGUUUCUGGCUUAGAUAUUAUGGCCACACACUUAAGUCAACAUGAAACUCAUACUUGUCAAGUUGUGUUAGAGAAAGUUUCUGUUUGUAUCCCAACUUCUGAACAUCUUUCUGAAUUAAAAAAUGAAGCUCCCACUAAGGAACAAGAACCUGUGUCUGAGGAAAUUGCAAGACCUAAUAUGGCUGAAGGAGAAACAGAAACAUCAAAUUCUGAAAGUAAACAAGAUAAAGCUUCAGAGGAAGAAAAAAAUGGAUGUGAUACAAAUUCAUUUGAAGGCUCAUUAGCAACAAAAAGUGAAGACAGCAUAACAGUUUCAAAUAAGGAAAAUGAUACCUGUCUCAGAGACCAAAAGACUGGGUUAAAGAAUAUCUUCAGUCAUGAUUCAAAUAUUGAUGCAGAUAAAGUAGAAAAGGAAAAACAAAUAGAGCACAAUUGUCAGAAAACAGAGUUGAAGAUGUGUCAAAGUUCAGGAAACAUAAAUUCAUGUGAUCAGAUUGAAGAUUCCAACUCCAGUGAAGCUAGGUUUUCUUCGAAGAAUAUUAAGGAUUUGCGGUUAACAUCUGGUGAUGUUAGCAUUGACCAGUUUUUGAGAAAAAGAGAUGAACCUGAAUCUGUUAGUUCUGAUGUUAGUGAGCAAGGCAGUAUACAUUUAGAACCUUUGACUCCAUCAGAGGUACUUGAAUAUGAAGCCACAGAGAUUCUUCAGAAAGGUAGUGGUGAUCCUUCAGCCAAGACUGAUGAAGUAGAGUCUGAUCAAGCUGACAGUGUUCCUGGAGAAGAUAGCACUAGCACGACAGAGACAACAGUAGACCUGGCAGAUGAAAAAGAAAGAAGUUGAAAUUUAUUAGUCAUUCUAAGUUUAGGGUACCAACGGUUAGAACAUUUGGAACAGUGCUAUCAGGUGAGCUCAGUGGUGCUGUUUUGGAGUUCAGAAAGAGGAAAAUGUGAAGGAAGUCAUUUGUAUACACUUUACCUGUAUGUUCAACCCAGAUUCUUAAAUCAAUUCACUGAUAAUAGCAUGAUUUCUGUGGAUUUCCAGGAAGCCUUUAACACAUAACAGGGUUUUAGUGAAAGUUACGUUUGCAAUGGAAAAUUCUCAUUUAACAGUUUGUGAGAAGAACUUUGUGGCCAGUAUGAAUUGAUUAUUAGAAUAUUAAUUAUAAUAACAAAGCUUUUGAAACUUACAUCAGUCCUAAGCUAAGUUCUUAUUACCUAUGUGUAUCCUUUUCAGUUAACUUAAAGGAAGAGAUUUGGAACCACAUACCUUUUGGGAAUAAUUGAUUAAAAAUAAUGGCUGAUAGGCAUUGUUAAUGAAGGCUUCAUUUUAAGUAUGAUGCUGGCAAAUAGAGCAUGCUUAGAGUGCUAAAUUAAUUGAUCUAGUGAGAAUUUGGAUGAACAUAAAAUCAAUUUUGGAUUUAAUAUAACAUUCCAGACUGUCAGAAGCAUGUAAACAGAAUAUUUGAAUCUGUGUACCUCCGUACAAGUGUUAGCCUGCCAGGCUGUAAGCUUACCUUAAUUAAACUUUCAGUGAAAGUGAAAUUAUUAAGAUAUAAAUUUAUAUUUGUGCUUUUUGUCAAUGUGUAAGCUGUGCAGAAAUCCUUGAUGUGCUAGUUGUAUAAAAUAGAAACCUGUUGUUCAAACUCCUGUAGCUGUUAUGCUUUUAAUAUUGUUUUAAUGAUCUUUAGAAAUAGACCCAUAAAAUGGUCUGGAAGCCAAACCAAAGUAUGGUAUAAUGUAGAUAUUGUAAAGCAGUAAACUGAAAACAUGUCCUGGCUUAUGCCAUGUUUAAGUGACUUUUUCUUUAAUUGUAAAAUAGAAACUUCAAAUGGGACCUAAAGCAGUGAUGUAAAAACUUGGUUUGGGAUAUUUAGCCUAAUUUAUCCGUAUCCUAUUUUAUCCAUAAAAUGGCUGCUAAAUUGUUUUUUUCAGUUUUUUUAUCAUCUAGAAAAUAAUAGAUAUAGAAAUAAAUAAUAUGAAUAACAGUAGUUUGCUUUAAAGUACUAAAAAAAUUUUAUUGAAAAUGCUACAUUUUUACUUCUUAAAAUGUGCUUUGAAUUCUUAAGUUUUGUUUCACUGAAUGUUAAAUGUUUUAAACGGCUAUUAAAAUUCUGCUGUAUAUAGUAGUUUUUGAGUAAAUAUUUGUAAUAAAAAUCUGUCCCUGAA